Microbotryum saponariae is the source of this 1783-nucleotide messenger RNA. The record is from the annotation of a GenBank genome assembly. Lineage: Eukaryota; Fungi; Basidiomycota; Microbotryomycetes; Microbotryales; Microbotryaceae.
AUGCCCUCCACAUCAACCCUCACCUCGAACGAAAAGUCGCUGAUCAAGAAACACGCCCCUUCAGCGCCAGGGGACAAGAUCCACACCGCCGCCGUCGCGCGAGUCUACUACGCCUUCCCCGACCCGGCCAAAUGGUCCUACAGCGGUAUUAGCGGUGCACUCGUAUUCGGAUGGGGUAGUCAGGGCGGGUGGAUCAAGGUUGUUGAUCUGGCGGUGCGUCCUACACCGGUCUGCCGUGGCUCGGAUGCCCGAUCUUUGACGGGGAAGGUUGCAGCGCUGAUCGGAUGUGAAAACAAACCUGUGCAGGGUACACGAGGGACGAUUUGGAAACACGAGAUCGUUGAAGAGAUGCAGUACUACCAAGAUCGAACCUUCUUCCACACGUUCCCGUCUGAUGUGAGUCUCUCGGCCCAGUCGCAUCCCGGUUCGGAUGCGUCGUAUACGGCGAGACAGCGUCGAAUUAGAAUGUCGACCAAAGUAAAACAUUUGAUGUCAUGAAUGCUUACUUGCAUAUCCACGUCACACGCAGGACUGCAUGAUAGGGCUCGCCUUUUCAUCCGAAUCCGAAGCCGCCGAGAUGUUCAAGAAAGUCUCGAUGCGAUCCAAAUACGCGAGCAAAGCCGGCCAAUCGUCCAAGAAGAGCUCAUCUGCAUCGGCUGCUACGUCGAGUCCCAGUGGAAAGAAGAAGAAGAAGGGCGUGAUCGACAAGAGCAUGAUUGGCGCCCCGACCGGCUUCAGUCACGUCGCUCACAUGGGCUUUGACACGGAAAAGGGCUUCAGCAGUAGUAAUGUCGAUCCGAGCUGGGAACGAUUGCUCGGACAACUCGAAGGACAAGGAAUCAGUAGGGUGAGUUGGGAUCAUCUCGAUUGGGCUUCGAGAUCUUGAGAUCUUGUCGAUAGAAAGGGGGCUAAGUAGCCUUGUUCCCGUGUGAACCCCGCAGAACCAAAUCAUCAAGAACGAGGCCUUUAUCCGAAACUACGUGGAAGGAUCGGGCGGACCGAACGCUGUUGCAUCACCCGCACCUCCACCACCUUCAGGCCCUCCUAGUCGAAAAGUGCCUCCUCAGGCCCCUGCUUCUCGAGCUGUGCAGAACAUCAAGCGCAAACCUCCUGCGCCGCCUGCACCACGUAGGGUGCCUGCUUCCGACUCCUUUGUCGACGCUGCCCCGCCUUUGCCACCCUCUCGAGCACCUGUUGCACGUCCACCACCACCUCCAUCGUCUGCACCUCCAUCUCGCUCGAGCGUCGUGCCCCCACCCCCACCGCCCCCACCACCGUCGAGUGGCCCGCCCCGUGGAGGUGAGUUUCCAGUCCCGUGUUCACGAUAAACAUCGCGCAGUAUCUUUGAGAGCUGACACGUUUGUGAUUCUGCUCAGGCGCACCUCCUCCUCCCCCACCUGCCCGCUCCGGCGCGCCGUCUGCCCCGCCGCCACCACCUCCUGCCCCUCGCGGUGUACCUCCCCCUCCCCCACCUCCACCCGGGGCAUCGCCUGCCGUCCAGCUUCCAGCUCCCCAAGACGGACGAGCAGGUCUUUUGGCCUCGAUCCAAGGUGCUGGUGUUGGUCAACUGCGCAAAACCGGUGCCGACCCGGACGCUCGAGCGGCUCCUCAAAUCCCCGGUGCCGGUGCCGGUGCUGCUAUGGCUGCUGGUGGUGAUGAAGAUGGAGCGGGUGGUGGAGGAGGAGCCGAUCUGGCAAGCGCUUUGGCUGCGGCUUUGAAUCAGCGCAAGGGCAAGCUCGGCGAUAGUGAUGAUGAUGAUGAGAGUGAUGAGGAUUGGGACUAG